Molecule: messenger RNA, 1476 nt
Organism: Annulohypoxylon maeteangense
Lineage: Eukaryota; Fungi; Ascomycota; Sordariomycetes; Xylariales; Hypoxylaceae
Product: putative amidoligase enzyme-domain-containing protein
Exons: 1
Coding region: 1-1476 (491 amino acids)
Source: RefSeq, a predicted model, not a curated record
AUGUCUACUCAGAAUCAAGACUUUCCUGGAGAACGGAAGCGCACAUUUGGCGUGGAACUCGAGAUUAUCGUCGCAUGGCUGUGGGAUGAUGAACCUGAUCCCCAUCAAGCGAUUGCUAGUACGCUACCUCCGAUACUUAGGUGCCCUGUAAGUCUUAAGAAAGCUUAUGAUGAGGGCACUGUUGUAGGCGAAGAGAAGAUCACAAAGUUAAUAUUUAAAACGUUUACCGACAUACUUAAAAAACAUGGCCUACCUACCGACCUAAUGGAGGGGAUAUAUGAUCAAUGGAGAAUCAAAUCAGACGAAACUGUGAGCAGUAUCGAAGGAGAUUAUAAAUGGUCUGGGAUGGAGAUCGUAUCGCCAGUUGAACGAGCAUCCGAUGAGUCGUUUCAAUUAAUCAGAUACACCCUGGAUCUGCUAAGAUCAAAUUAUAGGAUUAUGGUCAAUAAUACUUGUGGGUUGCACGUCCAUGUAGGAGAUGGCAGCGAAUUAAUGCCGCUUGACCACGUAAAACGGGUUGCUGGAUUAUUCUGGGCUGCCGAUCCUCUCCUCGCUUGCAUACAUCCUCCACAUAGGAGAACUAACUUCUGGUGUCAGAGUAUUCGAGAAAGAAGUAACCUUGCUCAUGGUUUGAUUCGGGAUGAUGAUAAUCAGACUCAUUUAUCGACUUGCAAUUAUCUUGGUGGGAGCACGAGACAUGGGGAGUCACCUGUGAGCUGGAGAGAGAAAUAUCACGACCCUCGUCAUCUAAGGGCUUAUGAAGCGACUCGAGUCCAACAUGACUUCGAACCGUUCUUCAUGAAAGACCCCAAUGAUAGAUCAGCGAGCGGAAAUAAUAGAAACAUCACGCCUUCGUCAUCUGAUGGUAAUUUAGAUAUCGACAUCCAAGUUGAGAAGUAUGCGGCAGACAAAGGCAGCUGGGAUGCCAUGCCAAAGACCCCAUAUGUGUCAACGCGGGACCGCAAGACCCCUCGUUUCGCAUAUCCUGUAUACACCCCCGAAGAUCCAAACCAAACGAUGUUCUCGGUCCUAGAUGAUAAAGCGGAGGAUGACAUUGGUGUCUUUGCUGGAGUCCAAGAGAUAUAUUCCUGUGUGAGUUCAUGCAUGAUAGAGUGGCUGCUACGCGCUGGCGAUAGACCUAAUUAUAACCUCAGAGCAUACGCAUGUCGAAAUCACAAUCAACGCCUAACGAGACCGGGCACAAUCGAAUUUCGAGAGGCACUAGGCACUGUAGAUGGGAAAUGGGCGGAAACGUGGGCAAGGAUAUGUGUGGGAUUGACUCAAUUUGCUAUCCACGCUCCCGUAAAAGAAUAUCUAGCCGUUCUUUGCCAUAUAGACCGUGCGGCCAAUGAAGGAGCCCCGUACGACGUCCUAGAUCUACUCGAUGAAGCAGGCCUAUUCGCAGAGGCCGUGGUCGUCGAGAAGAGACUUAUCGAAAACAAAGAAAAUUUUCGGUUGAAGGUGAUGCCCAAUUAG